This is a messenger RNA of Telopea speciosissima, 1981 nucleotides long. RefSeq names its product amino-acid permease BAT1 homolog. Gene Ontology annotation, biological process: gamma-aminobutyric acid transport; transmembrane transport. Gene Ontology annotation, molecular function: gamma-aminobutyric acid transmembrane transporter activity; L-glutamate transmembrane transporter activity; L-alanine transmembrane transporter activity. The record is from RefSeq and is a predicted model, not a curated record. The transcript has 9 exons. Gene Ontology annotation, cellular component: membrane. The coding region runs from base 130 to 1980 and encodes 616 amino acids. Lineage: Eukaryota; Viridiplantae; Streptophyta; Magnoliopsida; Proteales; Proteaceae.
UUAAUUUCUAAAACUGCUUUGGCGGUCGCAGAUAAUGGUGUUUAAAAGGGACGGAAAGCAAAGGCACAGUCUCCGUAGAGUAGUAGAAGUUAGAACACAAACUGCCGGUGGUUUCACAGUUGAGAGGAUAUGGAGACUGGAAUUAGGAUUUUAGAAGAAUUACAUGACAGAGCUCCGUAUCUUCCUCUCCAUGACGAAGACACUAUUAACUCCGACGAUUCUCGGUUGAAGCUGCUCGGAUACAAGCAAGAGCUCAGUCGACGCCUCAGUGCUCUCUCGAAUUUUUGUGUGACAUUCUCUAUCAUUUCGGUGAUCACUGGUCUGACGACUACGUUCAAUACGGGCUUAGCGUUCGGAGGAACGUUGACAAUGGUAUACGGAUGGCCAAUCGUAGGCUUCUUCACCCUCAUCGUAGGUCUUUCCAUGGCCGAGAUCUGCUCUUCCUUCCCGACCUCCGGUGGCCUUUACUACUGGAGCGCAAAGCUCUGCGGCUACGAUUGGGGCCCUUUCGCUUCCUGGCUCACUGGCUGGUUGCUUUCAAAUUUUGCGUUCUCGUUUUCGAUUAUAUCGGUGCUUACAGGGAUAACUACCCUUUACAAGACUGGGCUUACAUUUGGGGGACCUGUUGUUAUGCUUUAUGGGUGGUUUAUUUGUGGUCUCUUCACCAUGUUUGUUGGGUUGUCAAUGGCUGAGAUAUGCUCUUCUUACCCAACCUCGGGUGGUCUCUACUACUGGAGUGCCAAGCUUGGUGGCAGGGAUUGGGCUCCCUUUGCCUCAUGGUUGACGGGCUGGUUCAACAUUGUUGGUCAGUGGGCUGUCACAACAAGUGUGGAUUUUUCACUGGCACAACUAAUUCAAGUGAUCAUUCUGCUUAACACUGGGGGAAAAAAUGGUGGUGGAUAUGAGGCUUCUAAAUAUGUAGUUAUUUGCUUCCAUGGUGGAAUUCUACUCAUUCAUGCCAUCAUAAAUAGCCUUCCUAUAGCCAUCUUAUCCUUUUUUAGUCAACUUUCUGCUGCAUGGAAUAUCAUAGGUGUUUUUGUCCUUAUGAUUCUCAUUCCAACUGUUGCAACUGAGAAGGCAAGUGCCAAAUUUGUUUUCACUUGCUUCAACAUGGAUAAUGGAGAUGGAAUCCACAGCAAACCUUACAUAUUUGUUCUUGGGCUCCUAAUGAGCCAGUAUACCUUAGGUGGGUAUGAUGCAUCUGCACAUAUGACAGAGGAGACAAAGAAUGCAGAUAUGAAUGGACCAAAGGGAAUAAUAAGCUCAAUAGGCAUAUCCAUUGUUGUUGGAUGGGCUUACAUACUUGGUAUCACAUUUGCAGUAACAGACAUUCCAUACCUUUUGAGCAGUGACAAUGAUGCUGGUGGUUAUGCCAUAGCAGAAGUAUUCUACCUAGCUUUCAAGAGUAGAUAUGGCAAUGGAGUUGGGGGAAUUAUAUGCUUGGGAGUGGUUUCUGUUGCCAUAUUUUUCUGUGGCAUGAGUUCUAUGACAAGUAACUCCAGGAUGGCAUAUGCAUUCUCAAGAGAUGGAGCUAUGCCUUUUUCAUCAUUGUUGCAGAAAGUGAACAAGCAUGAGGUCCCAAUAAAUGCAGUUUGUCUCUCUGCAUUUAUCUCAUUUUGUAUGGCAUUGACGUCUCUGGGAAGCACAGUGGCAUUUCAAGCAAUGGUUUCAAUUGCAACCAUUGGACUCUAUAUAGCCUAUGCGUUACCAAUCUUCUUUAGGGUGACAUUAGCCCAGAAAACUUUUGUUCCAGGACCCUUCAACUUGGGCCGAUAUGGAAUCAUUGUUGGCUGGGUUGCAGUUCUUUGGGUAUUAACAAUCACCGUUCUCUUCUCUUUGCCUGUAGAGUAUCCCAUUACGAAGAACACUCUCAACUAUGCUCCUGUUGCAGUUGGCGGCCUUGUUAUUCUCAUUGUUUCUUCUUGGAUCAUCAGUGUUCGGCACUGGUUUAAAGGUCCCAUCACCAACAUAGAUAUUUGAA